AUGCAACAUCACAAUUCUAGUAAAGUGACUGAAAUUCUACUCUUGGGAUUUCAAAAUUUCCAAAACUUUAAUAUUAUUUUCUUCCUUCUUAUAUUGAUCAUCUACAUUGUGACAGUAUGUGGAAACCUUCUCAUCAUGCUAGUGGUGUCCUACAGCAGAUCACUGCACUCUCCUAUGUACUUCUUCCUCACACAGCUCUCCUUGUCAGAUAUCCUCCUCACCACAACCAUUGUACCCAACAUGCUCCAAACAGUGUUGUAUGAAAAAAGUUAUGUGUCUUUUAUUGGCUGUUUGAGCCAAUUUUACUGUUUUUCAGCAUCUGAGGCAUUGGAAUGUCUUCUCCUGACUGUGAUGUCCUAUGACAGGUAUCAGGCCAUCUGUAACCCUCUACAUUACACCUCCAUCAUAGAUCUCACAUUUUGUUUAAAAAUCAUUCUUGUGUUCUGGUUAAUCAUUUUUAUUAUGGUGUUGAUGAUAAUUUUAACUUUGAGUCAUUUGGAUUUCUGUGGACCAAACAUCAUUCACCAUUUCUUCUGUGACCUUGAGCCUUUACUGGAACUUUCCUGUUCGGACACUUUUAUAAUGAAGAUGGAAAGUUUGGUUUUGGCUAUUAUAUUUGCAAUUUGCCCACUUACUGUAGUUAUAGUUUCCUAUAUGUACAUUAUCUUUAACAUACUAAAGAUUCCAUCUGUGACUGGGAGGCAGAAGACCUUCUCCACAUGUAGUGCCCAUCUGACUGUGGUGUCCAUAUUCUAUGGGUCCAUCAUUAUUAUCUAUGUGUUUCCACGUGACCAAAAUGCAAAGACAUUACUAUCACUAUUCUACACUGUUGUAACUCCACUUCUUAAUCCUAUGAUUUACAGUCUGACUAAUAGAGAUAUUCAGCAAGCUCUUAGGAAACUUUUGAAAAACUUUUCUCGCUUCAUCUUUUCUAAUUACAGAAUCUUAUACCUGUCGUACAAGAAAAAGGAAGCUCCAAGAACAAAGAAAAAACAAAUAAACAAUAAAGGACAAGGAAAGUAG
Bufo gargarizans (Asiatic toad) is the source of this 1023-nucleotide messenger RNA. RefSeq names its product olfactory receptor 488-like. NCBI's taxonomy places the organism in Eukaryota, Metazoa, Chordata, Amphibia, Anura, Bufonidae. Gene Ontology annotation, molecular function: G protein-coupled receptor activity; olfactory receptor activity. Gene Ontology annotation, biological process: G protein-coupled receptor signaling pathway. Gene Ontology annotation, cellular component: membrane. The record is from RefSeq and is a predicted model, not a curated record. The coding region runs from base 1 to 1023 and encodes 340 amino acids. The transcript has a single exon.